Poecilia reticulata (guppy) is the source of this 2589-nucleotide messenger RNA. Lineage: Eukaryota; Metazoa; Chordata; Actinopteri; Cyprinodontiformes; Poeciliidae. The record is from RefSeq and is a predicted model, not a curated record.
UACAACCAGUGUUUUUUUUUGGUUUUUUUUUUCGAAAACUAAGAGCCAUGACGUUAUAACCACAGACUCAGGGCGAACUCGGACGUUUAUUUCAGUUUCAGCAGAGUAAACGGAUGUUUGGAUGUCGAACGUUAUCGUGUAAAACCGUUGAAAAAUCCUCGAGCGACGUGACGUACCAGCUAGAAGAUUCUACACAUUUACGUUAAAGCGCGAGCAGUUAUAGUGUUUGAAGGCGUCGACCACACGCAGAGCGAUAACGUGUCUUUAAAGUCCUAUAAUUUAGGGUUAAUUGCGUUAGAAGCCGUCUAACAACGCAUAUCCGACUCUAGGAGAAUGUGUGUAGAAGUUGACGUUCGUAAAAUGUUGCAGGCAGCUAGCAUAAAUUGUUUUGACUGGGUUUGGUACUUUAUUUGGAGGGGUAAACUCGUACAAUUAUAUAUUUAAAAUCAACUCAAAGAGUGAUUUAACGUCCAUCAGUUAAUUCACUACGCAACUUUUAUUUUGACCUGGACUUAAAUACCGCGACAGUUAUGUAGAGCAGCCUUUUAAAAUGCUCAUUUUUGCCUUCAGAUUUCAUAUACGUGAAGUUAGAUGUCCAGGUUAGCAAAAUAUGUCAUCUCUUAAUGCGACAGAGAUUGCAUGAUUAUUGCAGUCCCUUCCAUUAUCUGUUAUUAAUGUCAGAAGGGUUGUCAUACUUUUUCUGUCUAUUAAGUCCAAAAAGUGACACCAGCAUGUAUGGAUUUAUUACACAAAGAAGAAUAUAUGCUCAUUUCUAAUAUCUAUGGCUGAAAGAUGAGUCAGGCCGAGCAGGUGCCUGAGGACAUGCCUGCAUGCCACACAGAUGAGCCAGAAGCUACAGACGCCAACAAGGACCACCCACAGACACAACCGGGGAUGUUCGGCAGGUUGGCUGGGGGGUUGUAUGGAGCCACCAAAGCUACAGUGGGUGGUGUGACUUGGAUAGGAGGAAAGAGCCUGGACCUCACCAAGACAGCUGUCUGCACUGUAGCUGCCGUGCCUGUAAUGGGAGUGGGGCUGGUGAAGGGGGGAGUGUGUGCCGUGGCUGGCGGCGUGACCGCGGUCGGGUCUGCAGUAGUCAACAAAGUUCCUCUAGGAGGCAGCAAAAAGAAAGACAAGUCAGACUGACAUGGAGCAGAGGAGACUGGACACACAGCUCACACUCCUGUUGAUGUUUUUACAUUUGUAAGCGGGAGAAAAAAGCAACUAAGGACUUAGAGCUGCAGUUUGCAAGUUAUGUUGUUGUUUUUGUGUUAUUUUUAUGUAACUAGAGAUAAAAUUCCACAAUUGUUUAAUUAUGUUUUCAAAAUUUGUACAUAAAAAGAAAGCAAUACAGCACACCUGUUCUCAUUCCUUCUGAUUCAAGACAAUCGAUGAUGAUCUGUGCCUUAUAAGGAGUUGUUUACUUUCAUCUGGAAAUAAUUCACUUUCAGCAGGUAAAUAUUAGAAACACUCCGAGUCUGAUUUCUGAUUAUUCCUCUUCAGAUAAACACACGUACUGACAAAUGAUCAGAUAAAUCUGAUCAAGGACAUGGCAGAUAAAGUCCAGUUUUUUUAUAUAGAUUUUUAUGGGUUGGUUUAUUGUGUUUAACCUGAACAUUUUGGUGUCUUCCAUUUCAAUGUGCAUGCUUCUCAGAUGUAUGGCUUUCUUGUGGUAAUCUCACCUUCGUAGAAGAUUGUUGUUUUAGACAUUUUAUUAUUAUUGUUAUUAUUAUUACAAUAAAUGCAUUAUAUUACUGUGCAAAGGACUUUUUGUAAUUAAAUCUUUUCUUAUUUGUAUGCUUUCCUUUUGUUCUUGUAAAAUAAAGCUUCAAAGUUUUUCAAAUUAAAUUAUGGAGGUAAUUUUCUUUAUUUUAGGUUAAAAAAACACAUAUAUAAUUCAAAUGAUUGAUAUUUCACUGCAAAAUUGUAUGUUUUAAUAUUUGGAAUGAGAUUUCAUUUCUUCAGUAAUUCAGAACUCAUGUAUUAGUUGCAGUAAAUUCAGACUCUGGUAGCAUUAUACUGAUUCAAUAUAGCAAUUCACUUGUAGUUAGUGCAUAAGAAUUAGUUAACUGUGAAUUAUAAACCAUUUUUGAAGCCCCCCAAAACAAUACUUGGAUACAUAAAAAAAAAAAAAUUCCUGCAGCACAAUAAAGCAUGUUUGGUUUCUGCUCGCUAAAAACCAUACACCUACCAGCCUUACAGUUUGGUAAUAACAGCAGAAAACAAAGUUAAUGCUCCUGCAUACGAAGCACACGCGCCACACUCUUUCUUCUGUCGUUUCAUCCUUCACCACACAAUCAAAUGCAUACCACCAGCCAAUGUAUCCAAUUCUAUCAAAAAAAAAAAAAAUAUUUGUAAUUAUUCAGAAAUAUUUAGAACUAAUCUGGUAAUAAUUGAGAUAGGAUAGGGUAUGUGGAUGAAAAUUUGAAGUGUCCAAAUCAUCGUAGAUUACUUAAGUUCUUGUUCGACCGGUCUGUAUAUUGUGCUCUUCACUUCUGUUUUAGCCUAAGAUGGUUCUCAAGCCAAAUUACUUUGGAAAUGCUGUUUUGUAUGUUUUCCUUAAUGAAAUAAAUGUUUUUUGAAUCUCAA